GAUCAGAUCCAGGUCUAAAAUAAAUGUUGAUUGCUGCCAACUCUCCUCCUGCUUCAUUUCGUCUCCAUUCGACCAUGAUCGCUAGGUCGCCAUCAUGGUCCUCAACCGUUGUUCUUUUUGUGGGCGUGGGCUCGAGCCAGAAGACAACAACCGCGAAGGAGAAGAAAACAAUGAUCAGGAUGAUGGAAAUCGAGCCCAAGGGAAUCCUUUUUUGAGAACAGCCGUUCGCACCGUUGGAAUUGCAGGAGGGGUUGCGGCAGUAGGAGCAGGGGGUUUGGCCUUGGCGGGCUUUGGUAUGGCAGGAAUCGCAGCUGGCUCCAUGGCGGCUGCUUGGCAAUCAUCCAUAGGCAGUGUUGCUGCGGGAUCCGCCUUUGCUACAUUACAAUCUGCAGGAGCUACGGGCGCAAUUGCCAGUGUGUUUGGAGCAGGUGCUACCGCGGCAACCGGAGCAGUCGUUGCCGAUAGGCACCUGAGGAAUGAGGAUCAUCAGAACAAUGGAGGAGGCCAUGACGACAAUGGAGGAGGCCAUGACGACAAAAGAGGAGGCAAUGACAACCGUGGCAGAGACAAUGAUCCAAAGAAUCAAAACAGGAAUGGAGGUGGCAAGGCCGGAGCUAACGAGCCUUCUGUUUGUCCUCAUUGCGGAGCAAGGUGGUGGAGACCACAGUAA
Messenger RNA from Seminavis robusta, 670 nucleotides. The record is from the annotation of a GenBank genome assembly. Lineage: Eukaryota; Bacillariophyta; Bacillariophyceae; Naviculales; Naviculaceae.